CGGCCUUUGUUCAUGCGAUGAAUGGCUAGCUCGACCUUUCAUUAUCGCUGCACGAAACAAGGCAGUCAAACAUGGCUACGGUAUCAGGCAAAAAAGGGAAGAAGGUCAAAAAGACCAACAAGCUGUCGCUGGGAGAGUUCCUUACCGAUGGAAAUACGGCCGUGCUGAAUCAGGUGCAGAUCUCUGUGCCGGUCAAGCUGAGCGACUGGGGCGAGGAUGGUGAGGACGAUGACGACGACCGCGGUGUGCGCACGCAGGUUAUCGCGCUGCCGACGGCGCCCCGCGCCACCCGCAUCCUGAACGAUGACUCCAUACCGCAGCACCCACCGUUCUCCAUAUACGUGUCGAACUUGCCUUAUGACAUCAAUGAGGAGGACCUCUAUGAAAUAUUUGCCGAUCAGGAGAUCGUGGCGAUGUCGCUGCCGCGCGACGACGGUGACUCGCGCCGGCUGCGCGGGUUCGGCAACAUCGAGUUUGCCACGCGAGACGACCUCAUCGAGGUGCUGGCGAUGCCGGAGCCGAUGGUGCGCAACCGUCGCAUCCGCAUCGGCCCGUACAACGAGAACGAUACCAAGCGGCGCAACAACCGCUAUGACAACUUUUCCUCAUCCGACAGAGACGGCGAUCGGCCGUCUUCCGGAAACUGGCGCGAUCGCCCAGACCGUGGCAGUGGCGGCGGGGGUGAUCGUGACGGAGGUGGCAUGCGCCGCAGCGGUUACAACAGUGGCGGCGGCGGCGGCGGCUACAAUCGCGACCGGGAGGAUCGAUCGGGUGAUUCGUCCGGUGGUGGCGGAAACUGGCGUACCGAUAAUCGGCCCCCGCUGCCGCCACCGCUCUCGCCCGGUGCCAACCGUCGUAACUACGACCGAGACAGAGGAUCCGGCGAUGGUGGAUUCCGUCGUCAGCCGGAGUCACGCAUGACACGCCCGCGCGAACCCGAGGUGCCGAUGGAGCGUCCGAAGCUGGUGCUGCAACCCCGCACACUCCCACUGCCCGAGCUGCCGAAGCCGCGGCCUGAAUCGGACGAUGACUCGAAGAGCGAAGCUGGCUCCGGGGAUGGCAGCGGCGAUUCGAUGCCGUCGCCGCCAAGGCCACGCCCGACGCCGGUGCCUGCGGCAAAGGUGUUCGGCGACGCAAAGCCGGUCGAUACGGCCGCGCGCGAGCGCGAAAUCGAGGAGCGGUUGCGGGAGAAGGAGCGGCUCGAGCGCGAGGAGCGCCAGCGUAAGAAGGAGGCCGAAGCGCUGGCCGCUGCAGCCGCUCGGGAGUCCGAGGACGCAGCCAAGGCUGGUGUGGAGGGAGCGGAUAAGGAAAACAUUGACACGGACAAGGAGAACAACGCCAGCAAGCACAAAGGUGAUGACGCGGCUGAGGAGGUGGUGAACUGGCGAGUGCGCAAACCCGACGACGAAACUAACAAAGAGGACCGCAGGACAGACAAUCAGCAGAACAACCGGGGUACGAAUCCCCCAGUCCAGAGAAACGGUGUUCCCACCGGCCGAGAUUAUCCGCGUGACCGCGACACUCGCGAUCGCGCUCCCCUCCCUCCUCCAUCACGCGAUGGGGUUCGAGCCGGAGACAACAAGGAUCGGCCAGCAAAACCAUCACAAGAAAAAGACCCGAAACUACUAGAAGAACGUAUGCCCAAGUUUCAGGAGCCCACAGGACCGAACUUGUCGAUGAAGAACACCUUCGAUGGACUCUCAGCCGAUGAGAUAGACGACUGAGAGAAUAACAAAACCACCCUGAUCACCACCACCACCACCAACACCACCACCACCACCACCAGCUGACCUUCGGCGGAUGAGCUCGUUGUUAGUUAAAAGAAGGCAUAUAAAAAGCACUAAUUACAAUUCAUCUUCGAAGGGAAUCGGAUCUGCGUGUACGCGUCACUGCGUUGACUGCGCCCUGGAACAAUGCGAAGCUUGCGUUGCGGCAUUGUGCUCGUCUUUUUUUUUGUUUUGUUUAAAACCUAUAGAAAUAGUAAGGGAAAAGAAAGUAUCAAAGUACUAGCAAAAAAGAAAUAAUCUUAUAAACCACUAAGGAAACAGGAAAAAGAAAUGCUGAAUGAAAUGAUCAUAAAAUGCUUUGUAAAGUAAAGUAAAAAAAAAAACAACCACACAACAAUAAUAAACGUCGGGACUUCUCCAAAAAACCCCCGGGGAGGACAAAGACUGAA
This is a messenger RNA of Anopheles coustani, 2176 nucleotides long. RefSeq names its product eukaryotic translation initiation factor 4B-like. The transcript has 5 exons. Bases 72 to 1724 code for a protein of 550 amino acids. Gene Ontology annotation, molecular function: RNA binding. The record is from RefSeq and is a predicted model, not a curated record. NCBI's taxonomy places the organism in Eukaryota, Metazoa, Arthropoda, Insecta, Diptera, Culicidae.